AUGGAACUCCAAGAUUUCUUUAGAAGGGCAGAAAUGGAGGCCAAAAUCUGGAAGGAAAAGACCAUAGAAAAUGAAGCCACUGUGUUUAACCUCAACAACAGGCUGAAUCAAGUCAUAGAAAAAGACUGCUUGAUGUUCAAUAAUGGAGCCCAAGAUGCAGUUUCAUUUUGUGGUUCUUCAAACAUAAAAAGCAGUACCCAAGAGGAAAAAGAAUCUGAAGAACAGAGGAAAAAGAUGGCUUGUAAAUUGUGCCAAGUUAGAAACUCCUGUGUAGUUUUCUUUCCUUGCAGGCACCUCUGCAGCUGCACAUCUUGUGAAACAGUUUUAGGGUUGUGUCCACUCUGUGAAUCUGUAAAAGAAGCAAGCCUAGAAGUUCUCUUUUUGUGA
Molecule: messenger RNA, 387 nt
Organism: Fraxinus pennsylvanica
Lineage: Eukaryota; Viridiplantae; Streptophyta; Magnoliopsida; Lamiales; Oleaceae
Source: the annotation of a GenBank genome assembly